GAAGCUAAAAAAGCAACGAAUCAAAAACGAAAAAGACAGAGAGAAGAAAAAACAUUAUAAAGGAGGGAUUUCGAUUAUAUAUUAUAAAGACUACCAAAAUUAGCAAACAAAAACAUUCACUCGUUAACUCUUCUCCUCCAUCCAAUUUCAUUUCUCUCUCUUUUCACUUCUCUCACUCAUUUUUAUUCGUCGUCGUCUUUUUCGUCUCCUCUGAUUUGUUCUUUCUCUCUAAAUUCGCUUCUUCUCACUUCUCCGAUUCUCUUUUGGGUUUUUCCAUUCCCGUAUACGUUAAGAACAUUUCAAGAAAGUGAAAAAAAAAUGCAGGAAGGGACUGAUCCUUAUGGUGAGAUUGAGAUAAGUUUUGGUUAUCAAUGCAAUAAUAAGAAGAAGAUAGGGAUCCCUGAAGAUAACAUUGCUGAUGGUCGUGAGGUUCUUGGUGGGUUUAGGCUUCAAAAGACAAGCAGUUUCUCUUGUUUAUCUGGAGCUGCUUUAAGCGGAAACCCGACUUUAGCCAAUACCAAUAUCUGCAAUGGUGUGAUUGGUUCUGAGAUAUUGCCGUCUCUAGAUUCUCCGAAAUCUUUCAGGAAAGUUCCUUCUUCGCCUGCGCUUUCGAAGCUUGACAUACUAUCUCCUUCUCUCCAUGGAAGUAUGGUUAGUCUAAGCUGUAGCUCGUCUACUAGCCCGAGUCCUCCUGAGCCAGAGUCUUGUUACUUGACAUCAAUGAGUUCUCCUUCUUCUGUUAAUGAAGGGUUUCUUCUCUCUGCUAUGGAAGUUCAAGUUGCUGGUGGUGCUGCAGGGGAAGAUAGGGUUCAAGCUGUUUGCUCUGAGGAGAACGGUUGGUUGUUUUGCGCUAUUUAUGAUGGAUUUAAUGGAAGAGAUGCUGCUGAUUUCUUGGCUUGUACUUUGUAUGAGUCCAUUGUGUUUCAUCUUCAGUUGCUUGAUCGUCAAAUGAAGCAAACUAAGUCCGAUGAUGAUGGCGAAAAACUGGAAUUGUUAUCAAAUAUAAGUAACAUAGAUUACUCUUCCACUGAUUUGUUCAGGCAAGGAGUGCUAGAUUGCUUAAACCGUGCGCUUUAUCAGGCGGAAAUCGAUUUCUUAAGGAUGGUUGAGCAAGAAAUGGAAGAAAGACCGGAUUUAGUAUCCGUUGGAUCAUGCGUUUUGGUCACUCUCCUUGUUGGGAAGGAUCUAUACGUCCUUAAUCUAGGUGAUAGCAGAGCUGUUCUAGCGACAUACAAGGGUAAUAAGAAGCUGCAAGCUAUUCAGCUCACAGAGGAUCACACAGUUGAUAACGAAGUCGAAGAAGCUAGACUCUUAAGUGAGCAUCUUGAUGAUCCCAAAAUCGUUAUUGGUGGGAAAAUCAAAGGAAAGCUUAAAGUUACUCGUGCUCUUGGAGUUGGUUACUUGAAGAAGGAGAAACUAAACGAUGCACUCAUGGGAAUCCUCCGCGUUCGUAACCUUUUGAGCCCGCCUUAUGUUUCAGUGGAACCAUCCAUGAGAGUUCACAAGAUAACGGAAUCAGAUCACUUUGUUAUAGUUGCAAGUGAUGGUUUGUUUGAUUUCUUCAGCAACGAGGAAGCGAUUGAGCUCGUCCAUUCCUUCAUUUCUAGCAAUCCUUCUGGUGAUCCCGCAAAGUUUCUGCUUGAACGUCUUGUAGCUAAAGCUGCUGCUCGUGCUGGUUUUACCUUGGAAGAAUUGACGAAUGUUCCGGCUGGUCGGAGAAGGAGAUAUCAUGACGAUGUGACUAUAAUGGUAAUCACUCUAGGUACCGAUCAACGUACCUCAAAAGCUUCUACGUUCGUGUGAUUUUGAUGAUGAUGGCGACAAAUGUUGGAUUGGUAAAAUUGUAAUUAGUCUCACUGAUCUUCUUUAGACUUUGGAACUGAUCAUCAGUUUUUUCAAUUCUUUGGAACUGGUAUAAUAUUAUUUCAGUGUAUAGUCCGUAUAUAUAUCAUUGUAGUAGUCUUAGUUGCGAGCCUAGAAUUCAUCAGUUUGUCUCAGCCUGAGUCAUAUGUUCUGUUUUUUUUUUUUUUUAGGCCUUUUGGGUGUUUAGUCGGUUUGGUUUAUUACCUUGGAUUGUAACAUAGAGUGAUCCGUUUUGUCAAUUGGCUAACUACUAGUGAAAUAAUGUUGGUGACCUACGCUGAUCUUUAAUCAUGUGACAAUAAAAGCACCUUAUUGUUCACAACU
Molecule: messenger RNA, 2187 nt
Organism: Arabidopsis lyrata subsp. lyrata
Lineage: Eukaryota; Viridiplantae; Streptophyta; Magnoliopsida; Brassicales; Brassicaceae
Product: probable protein phosphatase 2C 40
Exons: 4
Coding region: 319-1803 (494 amino acids)
Biological process (GO): protein dephosphorylation
Molecular function (GO): protein serine/threonine phosphatase activity
Source: RefSeq, a predicted model, not a curated record